UCUGCGACGCCAUCAGGCCUAGUCGUCUAACUCUGUGUCGAGCAUGGCUACCAUUGUUGUUGCUGUAGAUGAAAGUAAAUAUGCCGAGAAUGCAUUUCGAUGGUAUGCGGCACACCUUCACAAACCUACGAACAAAGUAAUUCUACUUCACGCCAUGGAAAACAUUUUUCUCCCCGAGAUGAUGAAAAGUGCAUCAUUUCCAACGACAAUGAGUCCCGGAAGGAUACAGGAACUCCAAAAAGAGGCUGACGAAAAGGCGGCAAAACUGAAGGAAAAAUAUGCAGUAAUGGCUGCUGGUCUUGGGAUUGAUGCAGAAGUCCGCAUAGAACGAGUUAACAGUAAACCAGAGUAUGCCAUUGUGGACGUCGCAAGCAAGGAAAAUGCUGCUUGUAUCGUCACCGGAAGUAGAGGGAUGGGUCUAAUAAGAAGAACCAUUCUAGGCAGUACAAGUGAUUUCAUUCUUCAUCAUUCAAGCUGUCCUGUUGUCGUCUGUAAGAUGGAAGACUAAAAUAAGAAGUUUUAUUGUCUUCUUCACCGGUUGUAAAAUCAAACUUAUUGUUUUCAGCUUAUUUUUGAUAAUGUGUUCAAUGAGGUAUUAAUGUAUUCUCAAAGGUUUUGUAUACCAUGCUUGCACUUGUUCGUGUCUUCUCAUACAGGUCUGUUUAUGUACAUCUAAAAUACAUGUAAUUCAUAUGUGGUAUUUAUGAUUAUUUUAAUAUUACUUUUGAUGAGUUUAUUUCAGCCAGCGCAAGUGUAAAUUUUAUAUUUCUUCAGGGUACUUGUUGGACUUAUAAAUCUUAAGGUAAAUAUAUGUUUUGUAGUACAUGUAAUUGAACAAGUAAAAUAUUGAGAAAUGGUACAUGAAA
Molecule: messenger RNA, 866 nt
Organism: Saccostrea echinata
Lineage: Eukaryota; Metazoa; Mollusca; Bivalvia; Ostreida; Ostreidae
Product: universal stress protein MSMEG_3950/MSMEI_3859-like
Exons: 4
Coding region: 44-508 (154 amino acids)
Source: RefSeq, a predicted model, not a curated record